GCGCCACGAUUCGAGGACUAGCGGAGGCGGGAGGACCACGUUCUCGGACCUAACUCAUCUUUCCAGCAAAGACACCUGAAGAGAUGUCCUCCUCAGUCCUUCACUUCUACGUCCGUUCCUCUGGCCAUGAAGGCGCAGCGUCUGGCCACACUCGGAGGAAGCUGCAAGGGAAGCUGCCAGGGCUGCAGAGUGUCAGGACCGAGCUGUGCUACAAUGUGAACUGGACAGCCGAGUCUCUCCCAAGUGCUGAGGAAAUGAAGAAGCUGAUGUGGCUCUUUGGCUGCCCCUUGUUACUGGAUGAUGUGGCUCAGGAGUCCUGGCUCCUUCCUGGUUCCAAUGACCUGCUGCUGGAGGUUGGGCCCAGGCUGAACUUCUCCACCCCGGCAUCCACCAACAUCGUGUCGGUGUGCCGGGCUGCUGGCCUGGCGGCUGUGGACCGUGUGGAGACUACCCGGCGCUACCUGCUCUCGUUUGCCCACCCGCCUUCAGCUGAGAUGGAGGCCAUGGCUCUGCCAACGCUGUAUGAUCGGAUGACGGAGCAGCACUUCCCCCAUCCCAUCCAGAGCUUCUCCCUUGGGAGCAUCCCAACACCCCUUGAUAGCCCGAUCAACAUACUGGAGGAGGGCCGGCCUGCCCUGGAGAAAGCCAACCAGGAGCUAGGUCUGGCUCUAGACUCCUGGGACCUGGAUUUCUACACCAAGCGCUUCCAGGAGCUGCAGCGGAACCCUAGCACCGUGGAGGCCUUUGACUUGGCUCAGUCCAAUAGUGAGCACAGCCGACACUGGUUCUUCAAGGGCCAGCUCCACGUGGAUGGGCAGGAGCUGGCACAGUCGCUGUUUGAGUGCAUCAUGGGCACCCAGACAUUCUCGAACCCCAACAACGUCCUCAAGUUCUGUGAUAACAGCAGUGCAAUCCAGGGGAAGGAAGUCCAAUUCCUGCGGCCCGAGGACCCCACACGGCCAAGCCGCUUCCGGCAACAGCAGGGGCUGAGACAUGUUGUCUUCACAGCAGAGACCCACAACUUCCCCACAGGAGUAGCCCCCUUCAGCGGUGCGGCCACGGGCACAGGGGGCCGGAUCCGAGAUGUCCAGUGCACGGGCCGCGGGGCCCAUGUGGUGGCUGGCACUGCUGGCUAUUGCUUUGGAAAUCUGCACAUCCCAGGUUACAGUCUGCCCUGGGAGGAUCCGAGCUUCCAGUACCCUGGGAACUUUGCCCGACCCCUGGAGGUUGCCAUUGAGGCCAGUAAUGGGGCUUCUGACUAUGGCAACAAAUUCGGGGAACCAGUGCUGGCCGGCUUUGCCCGCUCCUUCGGCCUCCAGCUCCCUGACAGCCAGCGGCGUGAGUGGAUCAAGCCCAUCAUGUUUAGUGGGGGCAUUGGGUCCAUGGAAGCAGAGCACGUGAGCAAGGAGCCCCCUGAGCCAGGCAUGGAUGUUGUAAAGGUUGGGGGUCCUGUCUACAGGAUUGGAGUUGGGGGCGGAGCAGCUUCAUCUGUGCAGGUUCAAGGAGACAACGCCAGUGACCUGGACUUUGGGGCUGUACAGCGGGGAGACCCGGAGAUGGAGCAGAAAAUGAACCGUGUGAUCCGGGCUUGUGUGGAGGCCUCCAGAGGAAACCCCAUAUGUAGCCUCCAUGACCAGGGCGCUGGUGGCAAUGGCAACGUCCUGAAGGAGCUGAGUGACCCAGCUGGAGCCGUCAUUUAUACCAGCUGCUUCCAGCUCGGCGACCCCACCCUGAACGCCUUGGAAAUCUGGGGUGCUGAGUACCAGGAGUCGAAUGCACUUCUGCUGAGGCCCUCAGACCGGGACUUCCUGAGUCGUGUCAGCGCCCGGGAGCGCUGCCCAGCGUGCUUUGUGGGCGCCAUCACUGGAGACAGGAGAAUAGUGCUGGUGGAUGAUCGGGAGUGUCCCGUGGGAAGAAAUGGCCAGGGCGAUGCCCCCUUGAUGCCUAACCCAACCCCUGUGGACCUGGAACUGGAUUGGGUGCUGGGCAAGAUGCCUCGGAAGGAGUUCUUCCUCCAGAGGAGCCCUCCCUCUCUGCAGCCUCUGGCCCUGCCCCCGGGGCUGAGCGUGCGCCAGGCCCUAGAGAGGGUUCUGAGGCUGCCGGCUGUGGCCAGCAAGCGCUACCUCACCAACAAGGUGGACCGCUCCGUGGGUGGCCUGGUGGCGCAGCAGCAGUGUGUUGGGCCCCUGCAGACUCCUCUAGCAGACGUGGCAGUUGUGGCACUGAGUCACCAGGAGCUCGUAGGGGCUGCCACAGCCCUGGGAGAGCAGCCAGUCAAGAGCCUGCUGGAUCCCAAGGUUGCCGCCCGGCUGGCUGUGGCUGAGGCCCUCACCAACCUGGUGUUUGCCCUGGUCACUGACCUCCGGGACGUGAAGUGCAGUGGGAACUGGAUGUGGGCAGCCAAGCUCCCAGGGGAGGGUGCGGCUCUGGCCGAUGCCUGUGAGGCUAUGGUGGCAGUGAUGGCGGCCCUGGGUGUGGCAGUGGACGGUGGCAAGGACUCCCUCAGCAUGGCUGCCCGGGUCGGCUCCGAGACCGUGUUGGCUCCUGGGUCACUGGUCAUCUCAGCCUAUGCUGUCUGUCCAGACAUUACCGCCACUGUGACCCCAGACCUCAAGUGUCCUGGAGGGAGAGGCCAUCUGCUGUACGUGCCCCUGAGUCCUGGGCAGCACCGGCUGGGGGGCACAGCCCUGGCCCAGUGCUUCUCCCAGCUUGGUGAGCAGCCUCCCAACCUGGACCUUCCUGAAAACUUGGUACAUGCCUUCCGCAUCACCCAGGGGCUGCUGAAAGACCGCCUCCUCUGCUCAGGCCAUGAUGUCAGCGAUGGGGGUCUCAUCACCUGCCUGUUAGAGAUGGCCUUUGCUGGGAACUGUGGGAUAAAGGUGGAUGUGCCUGCUGCUGGGGCCGACGUGCUGCCCGUGCUGUUCGCCGAGGAGCCAGGCCUGGUACUAGAGGUGCAAGAGCCAGACCGGGCCCAAGUGCUGAAGCGCUACCGGGAUGCUGGCCUUCGCUGCCUGGAGCUGGGCCACACGGGCCACUUUGGGCCACAAGCCACGAUCCAGGUAUCAGUGAACGGGGCUGUGGUUCUGGAGGAGCCUGUUGGGCAGCUGCGAGCCCUCUGGGAAGAGACGAGUUUCCAGCUGGACCGGCUGCAGGCGGAGCCGAGCUGCGUGGCAGAGGAGGAGCAAGGGCUGAGGACACGGACAGGGCCCCGCUACUGCCUGCCCCCCACCUUUCCCAAGGCUGCUGUGCCCCAUGAGCCUGGUGGUCCCACCCCCCGAGUUGCCAUCUUGCGAGAGGAGGGCAGUAAUGGAGACCGGGAGAUGGCCGAUGCCUUCCACUUGGCUGGGUUUGAGGUGUGGGAUGUGACCAUGCAAGACCUCUGCUCUGGGGCAAUCAAGCUGGACACAUUUCGCGGCGUGGCCUUCGUGGGCGGCUUUAGCUACGCAGAUGUCCUGGGCUCUGCCAAAGGGUGGGCAGCUGCCGUGACCUUCCACCCUCAGGCCGGGGCUGAGCUGAGGCGCUUCCGGAAGCGACCAGACACCUUCAGCCUGGGCGUGUGUAACGGCUGUCAGCUGCUGGCUCUGCUGGGCUGGGUGGGAGGCAACCCCGGCGAGGAGGAAGGGGAGAUGGGCCGUGACUCCUGGACAGCCCAGCCUGGCCUCCUGCUUCGCCACAACCUGUCUGGGCGUUACGAGUCUCGCUGGGCCAGUGUGCGUGUGGGCCCCGGGCCGGCCCUGAUGCUGCGAGGGAUGGAGGGCGCUGUGCUGCCCGUGUGGAGUGCCCAUGGUGAAGGUUACAUGGCAUUUUCUUCUCCGGAACUCCAAGCCGAGAUCGAAGCCAAGGGCUUGGCUCCACUGCACUGGGCAGAUGAUGACGGGAACCCCACAGAACAGUACCCCCUGAAUCCCAAUGGGUCCCCUGGGGGAGUGGCAGGUGUCUGCUCUCUUGAUGGCCGCCACCUGGCCCUCAUGCCUCACCCUGAGCGGGCUGUGAGGCCUUGGCAGUGGGCAUGGCGACCCCCUCCAUUCGACACUCUGAAGACCUCCCCUUGGCUCCAGCUCUUCAUCAACGCCCGAAACUGGACCCAGGAAGGAGGUUGCUGAGCACGGAGGCUCAUCUGGGCCUCAUGGUUUGUCCCUGGGGUGUUGCUGCCCUAUCCUUCGUCACCUUCAGAAGCACCCCAUAUUAUUUUCAAAUGUGUCUUCGACAGACAGGGAUCAAAAUGCCAAAAAAUACCUCAGCUAAUUAUUAGUCUGCCCGCUUUUGCUUUAUGCUGUUGGAUCUGUUUUAUGUUCUUCUGCUCUAGAGUGUUUUGUCCUUUAUGAGCUCUGGAGGCAGCAUGUGGUUCAGAGAAAAGAAUCUGCAGUGGAAAGUUAGGGUGCACGGAGAGGAGGAGGUUCUUUGGACUUACUUCCUUUCACGUAGCGAUCACCACGUGAUGCUUAUGUCACUCGGAUGGGUUUGGAGGGAUGUUUUCUGUCCCCCUUCCUCCUCAUUGGGGUUUAGAGGGCAGAGGCAUACAAAAGCAUUCAAGUUGGAUGUCAGCAUUCUUAUCUGACCAACAGCAGAAGCUUUCUGGGUUCCUCUUUAAAAACACAGCAUCGUACUAAGUGUAAGCAAUUUUUUGCAGAAGUUGCUUUGAUAGAGUCUCUGGCCUCUGACCCCAAUGUUCCUAAUUCUGCUUCUCCUAAUUUAACAGCUUCCUUCCUAACAGAAGUUGUUAGCACUUCCAUUCCUAGAACUGAGCCUUAAGUAUUCAUUCAUUCAUUCAUUCAUUCAUUCAUUCUGUUAACAUUGAGUGUUUAGCUACAGUGCCAAGUACUGUCACUGCCUCAGGGAAUUGAUGUCUAAUGGAAUUUAGAACAGUAGCUGACGGUGGCAUCUACCAUGAGCCAAGCAUGUGCGAGGCAGUUUAUAUGUAUUUAAAUUAAUUCUCACAGAAUUCAGCAAGGUACUUUGAUAGCCCCAUAUUUUCCUUUUUUAUUAAAAAAAAAAAAAAGGAAGAAUGGAGGUUGAAUUGCCUAGAGGUCACACAGCUUGGAAGUAGCUGAGCCAGGAGCGCGUGCUCAGCGAUACUCUGUCUCCUUCCCACUGACCUGCAGUUGCAGUUCUUGGCAGCAGUAUUGCUGUCAAGAGCUCCGCGGACAGCUGUCCAGUGCUUCCUUUGCUCACAGGACUGCGGAAGGCACUUCCAUGGCUGCUUUGUUACAUAACUCAAGUCAGUUUCCCCCUAAAUAGUUCGGCGUCUUGAUUCCAGAAGUAUCCCUGAGAAUGGGGACUAUCAUCUCAGACCCAGGAGUGUGCGGAGCCUUGCAGGGAGUGGGCGGAUGGGUCACACCUCUUGGUAGCCAUCCUAAGGCGAGGCUGGUCAGAAGAAGAUUUCAUUUGUGUCUGUGGAGGAAAUAAUUCAUUGCUCUGCAAUCUGACCGACCCUGAGCAGCAUGGGGCUAGUAAGGGUCAUUUUUGGCAUUUGAGUAUUCCUGGCAUUGGGAAGCAAAAUGUAUGUAUAUGUAAAAUUUAUAGAUACUGUCCAAUGUACAUUUUUUGGGCUGAUAUAAAAGCUUAGAUGUCUAGUUUACUAAAUGGUUGAUAUACAAGUAGGCUGGUAUGUGAUUACCUGAUUAUUGGUUGUGAUGAUUGGUCGUGACAGGUAAAUUUAUACAUUUUGUUGGUGGAGCAGAUUUGCUGGACUGAAUGACCCCGGCCAAGCAAGACCCACCCUCAGACACUGCCAGGACCACCAGGUCCACUCAGCUUCUCAUCGCUGUUUUCAUCCAGUAGCCACACAGCUCUGUCCUUCCUGGCCCCUGACCCAGCUCCUCUCUCUCCCCGCCCCUCUCAAAGGCCCUCCAGCAAAGCCCUUCAGGCUCUCUCUUUCCUGCCCCUCCUGACUUUCAUGGAAAACCAGCUGUCCUCUGAACACCUCUCCAAGUGGCAGCUUUUACUCUCAAACCUCACCUCACCUCUCUCAGGCUGGGGAGUUGGGGUUUGGGUCUUCCCUAUCACUUCCAGACUAUUUGCCACCCUCUUUGAAGGAAAUCUUGCCCAUUUUAGGUUUAUGCCAUUGUGUUCCACUGACUUACCCAUCACCCUGUGUGGUAGACUGCCAAACGCUCCCCUAUAUCUGAUUCCCCCCCCUUGAAGCUGAAUUCUCCAAUAUCUCAGUGGGGUUUGUGGCUUCUCAAAGACAUCAUCUCCCAGCUUCCCUUACUGCUAUGACUAAAUUCUGGCCAGUGGAAGAGAGAACGAUGUAUACAGCUUCCAACUACUGUUAAAGAAAGGGUGUGUGCUUCCCUUCAACCUUGCUUCCUGCUGUCUGGAAUGAACACGUGGCUGGAACUCUAGCACUGUACUGACACAAGGUGGCAUUGGGAAUGGGCAUCAUGCAGAGCAGAGCGGCAAGAUGAGAGGCUGUGUCUUUUGACACUGAGCAGUACAUAUGAA
This is a messenger RNA of Pteronotus mesoamericanus, 6444 nucleotides long. It is a transcript of the gene PFAS, whose product is annotated as phosphoribosylformylglycinamidine synthase. The record is from RefSeq and is a predicted model, not a curated record. The transcript is spliced from 28 exons. The coding region runs from base 84 to 4103 and encodes 1339 amino acids. Gene Ontology annotation, molecular function: phosphoribosylformylglycinamidine synthase activity. Lineage: Eukaryota; Metazoa; Chordata; Mammalia; Chiroptera; Mormoopidae. Gene Ontology annotation, biological process: 'de novo' IMP biosynthetic process.